Messenger RNA from Oncorhynchus keta (chum salmon), 1624 nucleotides. Its product is annotated as gamma-aminobutyric acid receptor subunit gamma-3. Gene Ontology annotation, molecular function: transmitter-gated monoatomic ion channel activity involved in regulation of postsynaptic membrane potential; GABA-A receptor activity; GABA-gated chloride ion channel activity. Lineage: Eukaryota; Metazoa; Chordata; Actinopteri; Salmoniformes; Salmonidae. Gene Ontology annotation, biological process: synaptic transmission, GABAergic; signal transduction; chloride transport. Bases 247 to 1602 code for a protein of 451 amino acids. Gene Ontology annotation, cellular component: postsynapse; synapse; GABA-A receptor complex. The record is from RefSeq and is a predicted model, not a curated record. The transcript has 9 exons.
CCGGGGACGGUGUUUUUCUUUCCACUCUGUUUAGUGGAAUAAAGGACUACCGGGGACGGUGUUUUUCUUUCCACUCUGUUUAGUGGAAUAAAGGACUACCGGGGACGGUGUUUUUCUUUCCACUCUGUUUAGUGGAAUAAAGGACUACCGGGGACGGUGUUUUUCUUUCCACUCUGUUUCCUCUCUGAGCGCACUGUUCUGUCUCUGUGACACUCACAUUCAACUCGUAAGCAUCUUAAUUGAAAGAUGUCAGGCAAAUUAUUGGUCUACCUCUUACUUCUGACAGUCUUUCAUGCCUGUUCUCCAAAAAUGGAAUAUGAAGAAGAGUAUGAGGAUGUUACCAUGAACCAAAAGUUGGCUCCGAAGACGAUGGAGGCAGACACCACAGAGAUCCUGAACAAUUUACUCAAGGAAUACGAUAAGAAACUACGGCCAGAUAUUGGAGUUAAACCAACGGUCAUAGAUGUGGACAUCUAUGUGAACAGCAUUGGACCGGUGUCAUCCAUAGAUAUGGAAUACCAGAUCGACAUCAUCUUUGCCCAGACGUGGACAGACAGCAGGUUGAGCUACAACAGCACCAUGAAUAUCCUGACCCUGAACAGCAACAUGGUGGGGCUCAUCUGGCUCCCCGACACCAUCUUCAGGAACUCCAAGAACGCUGACUCUCAUUGGAUUACAACACCCAAUCAGCUGCUCAGGAUAUGGAACGACGGGAAGAUACUCUACACGCUAAGGCUGACCAUAAAUGCAGAGUGCCAGUUACAGCUGCAUAAUUUCCCCAUGGACGAACACUCCUGCCCACUCAUCUUCUCCAGCUAUGGCUACCCGAGAGAUGAGAUGAUUUACAAGUGGAGGAAGAACUCUGUGGAGACAUCCGACCAGAGGUCCUGGAGACUCUAUCAGUUUGACUUCAUGGGCCUACGCAACACCUCACACAUAGUCAAGACAACAGCAGGUGAUUACAUAGUGAUGACAGUGUUAUUUGACCUGAGCAGAAGGAUGGGCUACUUCACCAUCCAGACCUACAUCCCCUGUAUCCUCACCGUGGUCCUCUCCUGGGUCUCCUUCUGGAUCAAGAAAGACGCCACACCAGCCAGAACAGCUCUAGGGAUAACCACGGUGUUGACCAUGACCACUCUGAGCACAGUGGCAAGGACGUCACUUCCCAGGGUUUCCUACGUGACGGCCAUGGACCUCUUCGUCACUGUGUGUUUCCUGUUUGUGUUCGCUGCGUUGAUGGAGUAUGCCACACUCAACUACUAUUCAUACGGUGCCAGCCCAAGACCCAGACCACGGAACACCCAGAGAAUGAACUACUCAGUGUUGGAAGUGGGACCUGCCCCUACGGUGAUCAAGUUGAACAACUCCACAUAUAACAACCUAUACUGGCAGGAAUUUGAGGACGCCUGUGUCUAUGAGUGCCUGGACGGGAAGGACUGCCAGAGCUUCUUCUGUUGUUACGAUGAGUGUAGAGGAGGCGGAUGGAGGAAAGGACGGAUCCACAUAGAUAUCCUGGAGCUGGACGCUUAUUCCAGGGUCUUCUUCCCCACAUCCUUCAUUCUGUUUAACGUAGUCUACUGGGUCAGCUAUCUGUACCUUUAGCAGGCUGUACUGGGAAGGCUAU